AUGCCCGACUACUGGCAAUCGAAGCACGAACUCAAGCUCCAAAGGAGUAAGGGUCAGGGUCAUGGUGGUGUCAUUGAGCGCGAAGGUGAUACUCAGGUCGAUUUCGGUGAUGUGGAUAAGAUGGGUGAGUUUACCAACAAGCGCAUCAAGGUCAAAGUGUGUGGCAAAAGCAUCUGGAACUAUCCCUCCGAAAAGUCGAUGGCCCGAGGUGGUUGGCUUCAAUUCUGCAUCAUAGCGAAGGGUACCACGUUUGGAGACGCCAUACAACUCUGUCGCAAUUGGGAUGAAUUCUGGGAGCUCAACACCCUCACCGUAUACGGUCGCUUCCCCUCUCCAUCAUGGCCGACGUGGCCAGGGGACCGUGGGCGAAGUCAGUACCUUCAGCUUGGCUUCACCGAGGUAUCAAUUCAAGUCGGCUCAGAGCCUGACCACCGAUCCGAUCUCGAGGAGAUUCGUACAGUAUCUACAGCUCAUGACGAACGAGCUCUGUCUGUUGGUACGAGAUGCCAAGACUGGUCGAAUCAGACGAAAGUCACCACCCCGGAUCUCAUGGCAUUGAUAUAUAAGCUCAUGUCCGCGGACGGCCAGGUCCGAGACAUGACCGUGGAAGAGAAGGUAGACCGCUACUACAACGAUGUUGAUGCUACAGAGGAUGCAGUUCUCUUUCCCGAAGAGCAAGAAGGUUUGAUCGUCACUGCUACUGGCAGCCACGCUGGCCGCAUCACUCGUGAGCUGGAAGAAGCUAGCUCAAACAUGAGACGCUUCGUGUACGGUUUGCAGUCUGAUGACGACUCAGACGACUACGAGGAUUUGAAUUCUCGUAUGGACGUGCAAAAGAAGAAGAAGCAACUCCAACUCGAGCAGAAGAAGGGUAAGACUCUUGUGAAGACUAAAGCAGGAACGCGCAAGCAGCAAAAUGCUGUAUUCCACAACCAUAAAGCUGGACAUUCCCAGACGUCGGGUAGCAGCAUGAUAGCUGGUUUGGAGGAGGCACGAAGAAGAGAGUAUCGCUCGGAUGCCCAAGUCGAAGCAUGUCCCAAUGACGAUGCUCCCGACUGCGAAUGCAUUGCUUGCGAGGAGGCAGAGUUUGGGGGUGGGCCACGGACUGAGAUUGUCAACACAGGACGCAGUAAUGCACAUCGCGGCGAGGAGGAAUCCGAGUGGGAGCAGGACGACAGCGAAGCAUCAGACGACGAGAAACGCGAAGAUGACAUUACCGAUCGAGACCUCGAAGCAGUGGAAACAGAUCCAACGCAGCGAAAGAAGCUGAUGCAUUUUCGCAUUCUCCGAUGGGAGCGUGCCAAGGUGUUCAAGCCGCAGUGGCAUGCUGCACAAUCCGAGCCAGGCGCUUUCGAAAGAUAUGCCGAGCUUCAGAGCUUGAAGGAGCAUUCCAGGGUACUGAACCGCAAGUCAAGCUACAUGCGAGGCAGACAGAUGCAGGUGCUGUUCCAUUUGGGUGUUCAUCUCAGCGAGCAUCGCUUGGUGGGCCGGGACAUUGACGACGCCUUUGUGUUCGUUUGGCUGUUCUUCCUUCCUGGCCUUCGGAAUCUUGAAAUCGACGAAUGGCAACGAUCGCCUAAGGAGACAACAAAAUUGGUCGACAACGAUUACAAAGCUUCGCUAGAGCCAUACUACAAGGACUGGCGCGAUGCAACGGAUCUACUUAAGGCUAUCUGGCCACCGACCGGAGCUUAUCUUGACAGCCAUGAUCCUCCUGUAGCGCAUUUGUACAAAGCCGGCAUCAUCGCACCCUAUCACCACUCAGACCCACCAGGCCGGCUCAUCGUAGCUGAUGAUCCGAUGACCCAUAAACCGACUAUGUUCAUGGACUAUCGCCGCACCCGUAGGGACAUUCCACUCGGUGCGCCACCCAACAUCACGGACUGGCAAAAGAUCGACCUGCUCCAGAUCGCGCAAGCAUACAGGAUAGCUAACCCCGGCGUACGCUUUGCCCUUCUUCUUCGGGACCCAUGGUCAUCCAGAGAUUGUGAAGGCCGUAGCUGGCAAUGGAGGUUCUACCUAAAGGAACGAUAUGGUGGCGCAUACAACAUGCAAGCUACGCUUGAUACCCGCCUCAAGAGGUGGCAACUUCAGCUCGGCAACAAUGUUCUCGCAAAGAGAGACAUUGUGCUCGUGAUGGGCAAAGAUCGAAAGGAAUUGGAAGAGAUGAUGCGGGGAACUGUCUUUGCGCUACAGACGAAUCCAUGGCGGCUUGAAGUGGGUUUCUGGAAGAGUUUUGUUGAUGUUGACGUCGACUUCCUGACAGGGUUGGAUCGACGGUGGCUGGAGUGA
Molecule: messenger RNA, 2292 nt
Organism: Fulvia fulva
Lineage: Eukaryota; Fungi; Ascomycota; Dothideomycetes; Mycosphaerellales; Mycosphaerellaceae
Exons: 6
Coding region: 1-2292 (763 amino acids)
Source: RefSeq, a predicted model, not a curated record